CCCCGGGCCCGCGCGGUUGCAGCGGCCGCCGACCUGCAUUGGAAUGAAACGGCAGGCGGUAUAGAGGGAGUACUGGCAGAUGAAGAGAAUACAUUUCAACAGAAUAAAAGCAGUAACAGUAAAAAUAACAGCUACAAUAGUGCAAUCCAGAAAGAAAUCACGCUGCCUUCAAGACUAAUCUAUUACAUCAACAGAGACUCUGAAACUCCUUACCAUAUCCUGGAUACUAGGGCAAGGUACCAGCAGAAACACGACAAGGCUGUACAUCUCGCCCAGGCAAGUUUCCAGAUUGAGGCCUUUGGCUCCAAAUUCAUCCUUGACCUCACAUUGAAUCAUGACUUGUUAUCUUCCAAUUAUGUGGAGAUUCACUAUGAAGAUGGAAAACCAAAGCUUUCUAAGGGUGGAGAGCAUUGUUACUACCAUGGAAAUAUCAGAGGUAUCAAGGAUUCCAAAGUUGCUCUUUCAACUUGUAAUGGACUUCAUGGCAUGUUUGAAGAUAGUACUUAUUUGUACUUGAUAGAACCGAUGGAUCUCACCCACAGUGCAGAAAGUAAAAGUCGGCCACAUAUCAUCCAAAGAACUUAUGGAACACAAGCGUCCAAGCAGUUGCAGGACCUUGAGACUGAAUCUAGUUCUGAAUGGCCCUUUCUGUCUGAACUACAGUGGCUGAGGAGAAAGAGAAGAAAGAGAGCAGUAUCUCGUGGUAUCUUUGAAGAAAUGAAAUAUCUGGAGCUCAUGAUAGUCAAUGACCAUAAAAUGUUCAAAAAGCACCGUUCUUCAAAUGCAUACACAAACAAUUUUGCAAAGUCUGUGGUAAACCUUGUAGAUGCUAUAUACAAGGAACAGCUGAACACCAGGGUGGUUCUUGUGGCUGUGGAAACUUGGACAGACAGAGAUCGUAUUAAUAUUCACCCUGACCCUCUGCAGAUGCUUCAUGAUUUCUCCAAAUAUCGACAGCAUUACAUCAAACAGCAUGCUGAUGCUGUGCACCUGCUCUCGAAUGUAACAUUUCAUUACAAAAGGAGCAGCUUAAGUUACUUUGGAGGGGUUUGCUCUGUGUCCAGAGGAGUAGGAGUAAAUGAGUAUGGCCUCCCUUUGGCCAUGGCACAGGAACUAGCACAAAGUCUUGCUCAGAACCUUGGAAUACAAUGGGAGCCAGCUGCCAGGAAACCGAAGUGUGACUGCACUGAAUCCUGGGGUGGUUGCAUCAUGGAGGAGACGGGGGUAUACCAUUCCAGGAAAUUCUCCAAGUGCAGCAUUGCAGAAUACAAAGAAUUUUUACUUCGUGGGCGAGGUGCCUGUCUUUUCAACAGACCAACAAAGCUCUUUGAAACCACUGAGUGUGGAAAUGGAUAUGUAGAAGCAGGAGAAGAAUGUGACUGCGGUUUCCGAAUGGAAUGCUAUGCAGACUGUUGUAAGAAGUGCUCUCUUUCUAAUGGAGCUCAUUGCAGUGAUGGACCCUGCUGUAAUACAUCAUGUCUUUUUUUUCCACGAGGCUAUGACUGUCGAUAUGCAGUGAAUGAAUGUGAUAUAGCAGAGUUCUGCACUGGAGAUUCUGGCCAGUGUCCACCAAAUCUUCAUAAACAAGAUGGGUAUGCCUGUGAUUCUAAUCAGGGUCGUUGCUAUAAUGGUGAAUGCAAGACAAGAGAUAAUCAGUGCAAAUAUAUCUGGGGAUCUAAGUCUUCCGGAUCUGACAAAUUUUGUUACGAAAAGCUUAAUACAGAAGGCACUAAAAAAGGAAACUGUGGAAAGGAUGGAGACCGAUGGAUUCAGUGUAGCAAACAUGAUGUUUUCUGUGGCUUUUUGCUCUGUACUAAUCUUACUAGAGUUCCCCGAGUUGGUCAAGUUCAAGGAGAAAUUAUCCCAAAUUCUUUUUAUCAUCAAGGACGAAUAGUGGACUGCAGUGGUGCUCAUGUUCUUUUAGACGAUGAUACAGAUUUGGGUUAUGUGGAGGAUGGAGCUCCAUGUGGACCUCACAUGAUGUGUCUGGACAAAAAGUGCCUGCCAAUUCAGUCCUUGAACAUAAGCAGCUGUCCCAUUGGUUCUAAUGGAAAAGUCUGUUCUGGUCAUGGGGUUUGUAGUAAUGAAGCGACUUGCAUUUGUAAUUUCUCCUGGGCUGGGACAGACUGCAGUAUUGAUGAUCCUGUCAGGGAUACUGGUAGCAAGAAGGAUGAAGGACCCAAGGGUCCUAGCGCCACCAAUCUUAUAAUAGGCUCCAUCGCUGGUGCCAUCCUGGUAGCAGCUAUUGUCCUUGGGGGGACAGGAUGGGGCUUUAAGUUAUCAGAUGUUCAUAUGAACAUACGGUACUGUGGUGUCAAGGCCUUAUCAAACAAAUGUCAAAAAACGAAGGUUCGAUCCAAGUCAACAAGGCCCUAUCUGAAGAAAUGCGAUUCAGAAAGCUGCUUCUUGCACUACUGGAUUUGGGGUAUGAUGUCUUUGCUGUAGCUGCACAGGAACUAAAUCAGUAAGGAAGAAGAUGAGAAAUAGUAACUAUAAACACAGUGUUGGGAUGUUAGGAUUUGAGGUGGUAGAAGACUGUCCUUUUUGGAGAUAAGUUCAAAAUACUUCCUCCGUUCACCUUUCUCUUGUUAAAAUUAACUGACAAGUGUUACAAGGAAACUUUGUUUCAAAAUCAGGUGGGUUUUUUUCUUUCCUCAAACAAAGGAGGAGACACACAAACCAAGUGCAAUAAGAGAACUGUUCCAAAACACCAAAAUAGCA
Molecule: messenger RNA, 2721 nt
Organism: Egretta garzetta (little egret)
Lineage: Eukaryota; Metazoa; Chordata; Aves; Pelecaniformes; Ardeidae
Gene: ADAM23
Product: ADAM metallopeptidase domain 23
Exons: 27
Biological process (GO): proteolysis
Cellular component (GO): presynaptic membrane
Molecular function (GO): metalloendopeptidase activity
Source: RefSeq, a predicted model, not a curated record